This is a messenger RNA of Drosophila grimshawi, 1713 nucleotides long. RefSeq names its product CCR4-NOT transcription complex subunit 9 (gene Rcd-1). Gene Ontology annotation, cellular component: CCR4-NOT core complex; CCR4-NOT complex; P-body. Bases 111 to 1124 code for a protein of 337 amino acids. Gene Ontology annotation, biological process: negative regulation of translation; mRNA catabolic process. Lineage: Eukaryota; Metazoa; Arthropoda; Insecta; Diptera; Drosophilidae. The record is from RefSeq and is a predicted model, not a curated record. The transcript has 5 exons.
GGUGGCAGCCAUAUUUAGGAAAAUAUCUAUCAGCUGCCAUAAUUUGCAAUCUUAUUUUUCAGUCGGCAUUUUACUUGUUAUUGUACCCUAUACUGUAUAUAUAUACAUAUAUGUAUAUACAAGAAUAUCAAAUUAAUUUUAUUCAAAACGAACAACACAAAGCAUUAUUUACACUUGACCCAUUAUCCGUUCCGAUUCCGCAGCAAGCAAUGAGUGCCCAGCCGAGUCCCUGCAUGAAUCCACAGCAGCAACAGCAGCCCACUGAGCAGGAAAAGGUUUACCAAUGGAUCAACGAGCUUACACAUCCGGACACGCGAGAGACGGCAUUGCUGGAGUUGAGCAAGAAGCGAGAAACCGAUCUGGCACCGAUGCUGUGGAAUAGUUUUGGCACCACUUGCGCUUUGCUGCAGGAGAUUGUUAAUAUUUAUCCAUCGAUAACGCCACCCACGUUGACGGCCCAUCAAUCGAAUCGAGUUUGCAAUGCGCUAGCGUUGCUGCAGUGCGUCGCCUCACAUCCGGAGACGCGAACAGCAUUUUUGCAGGCCCAAAUACCUUUGUAUUUGUAUCCAUUUCUAUCGACCAUCUCGAAGACGCGACCAUUUGAAUAUUUGCGUUUGACCAGUUUGGGUGUUAUUGGUGCGCUGGUCAAGACCGAUGAGCAGGAGGUGAUCACAUUUUUGUUAACGACUGAAAUUGUACCGUUAUGCCUUACGAUCAUGGACAGUGGAUCGGAGUUGAGUAAAACGGUUGCCACAUUUAUCAUACAGAAAAUCCUGCUCGACGAAUCCGGUUUGUCGUACAUCUGUCAAACGUACGAACGGUUCUCGCAUGUCGCCAUCACACUGGGCAAAAUGGUAAUACAGCUGUCAAAGGAUCCGUGUGCGCGCCUGUUAAAGCAUGUCGUACGCUGCUAUCUACGCCUCUCUGACAAUACACGCGCACGCAAGGCACUUGGCCAGUGCUUGCCGGAUCAGCUGCGUGAUGGGACCUUUACGCAGUGUUUGCAAGAUGAUAAAUCCACCAAGCAAUGGCUACAGAUGCUCAUUAAAAAUUUGGAGCCAGGCGCCCCACAGCCGCUGGGCGCCGAUCCGCGUCAAAUUGGCAUGUCGCCAUUGGGCCCCUGAGCCCUGUACUUUAUCCGCCCCCCGCCACCCAUAAUAUUGCACAGGCCGUAUUAAUCAUAAAAAUUUACAGUUUAGCUAUAAGCAUAUCCCCACAACCACUUCCUUCCCGCCUUCCUUCCCGCCUUCCUUCCUUUCUUGUGCGAAUCGUCUUAAUCCGAAUGCACACACACACACACACACACACAUGCACAUAUAUAAACAUCAUGUUUGAAACAUUAGCGUAUUAGGAAGAUAGUUAGAACCCUAAAAAAAGAUUGAAAUAAAUCAAGUAAGACAGGCGAUCGUAGAAUGCCGCACAUUAUUUACCCUUGCGGAGCCAAGUCAAUCAUCGUCCUCAUCUAAAUUUCGCAAUUAAUUACCAAAAUAAUAAUAAUAAAACCCGUUCGAUUGUUCCUAUGCUAAGAUUAAGUAGUCCGAUAUCGAUGAGAUCUAUACGCAAAUAACAAUGAUGCAGAUCUGAUCACUAAGCAUAUAUAUAUUUUUUUAUGGAGUCGGAGUUGUCUCCCCCCAAAUCGAUAUAAACUCCAUGACAAAAUUAUAGGAACCACUGCAAGGGUAAAUAUAUAUACAUAUAUAUAUAUAUAUAUAU